GAGAGCCACUGCGCGGGGCCACCAGCGCUGCCCGCCGGGAGCUGUCGGGAGGGGCCACCGCCCAGGGGUUCUGCCCGGAGCCCGUGCCGCUCGGACCCCAGGCGAGUCCGCUGACAGUUACUUCCUGCCUCACAAGAUGGAAGAAAGUGAUAGUCUGUUCCCUGAGGAGGAGCUUUCGGGCAACGUCCUGCUUGGGGAUGAUGAAAAAGGUGGACUAAAGGACCCAGAGUUUGAGGUUGAAGCUCUUCCUCUGGAAGCAGAGAGCGCUGCUGACCCUCGGGGCUGCUGUCCAGAGAAAGAGCCGACCGCUGCCGCUGCUGAGAAGAGGAAGAAGACAGCCGUGCACUGCAGGGGUCAGGCUUCACACCUCCCGAAGGAGGUGAUCUGCCUGGAUAAGCUGCGUGAAGAGAAAGUUCUCUUCAUUCAGAAAACCAGAGCAGAGCUACGAGCUUGCCGUGAGCGGAUGGGCCUCAUCACCAAGCAGCAGGAGAGCGUGGCGGCCGAGGUGGCAGCGGAGAGAGAGGCCAACCACACUGCUGCCGUGGGCCGCCUCCAGGCGGUGUCCAGACGCCUGUGCAUGGAGCUGGAGAACGAAAGAGACCUGCAGUCGAAAAUCUUGGCCACACUGAAGGAGAGCGAGAACAUCAUGUGGCACAUUGAGAUCCAGGACGCGCAGCUGAAGGGUGUCCGGGAGUCUGCCCAAGCGCAGGCAGAGGCCGCCAAGAGGUGCCUCCAGAUGCGGGCAGCUGAGCAGCUUGGCAAGGAGAAGGAGACAUGGGGGAAGGCAGAGAGGAACCGGGUGCUGAGGGUCAGGAGGUCUGCAUGCCUGCAGAAGGAGCAGAGGCUCCAGCACCAGAAGCUGGUGGAAGAUGCCAGGAAGAGCCACAGGAUGGCCGUGAAGUUCCUGAAGGCCUCGCUGGGCAGGGCUCAGGAGCGGGUCAGGCAGCAGGAGAUGGAGUCCCGCGAGCACCUGAGAAGACGCAUGGAUGCCGUGCUGGCCCUGAAGAAAAACAUCACCGCCAACCGGGAAACGCUCCGGAAAUUUCAAGCGUGGGGCCAGGUCAAGGCAGAGCGGGCUGAGCAGAAAGCCCAGGCCGAGAAGGAGGCAAUUCUGGCCCAUGGUGGAGACGCUUUCAAGCACCUUUUGCAUCAACGCCGGCGCCAGGAGCUGGAGGCCCAGAAACGCACCUUCGAGGACAAGCAGAAGCUCAGAAAGCAUGAGAUAGUGAGUCGGAUUUUGAAAGAGGAGGCUGAGGAGGAGAGCCGGAAGAGGAAGCCGCUUUCUCCAGCCAAACCUGCGGACCGGCUGACCCUGAGGGACAAGACCUGGGGCUACAUCGCCCAGGUCUGCCAAGAGAAGACCGCCACAGCCGCUCCCUGCUCCCCAGUGGAGAAGGACAAUUUUACAUACCCAGAAAACUCUCAGCUACUGAAAUAUAUCUCCUAUGAGUCUGUUCUGGGGGACCCUGGGAGCGCCAACCAGGAGGAUGAAACACUGGCUGAGCCGGAAAUCUCUGGCCUUUGGAACGAAAGCUAUAAGUCGUGCCAGGUGCCUGGAGAGGACGUGGACCGGAAGCCUGUGGGCGGGACAAAGAUGGAGAAGGAUAUCCUGGCCCGCACGGUGGAGCGGCUGCGAGACGGUGUGAUCCACAAGCAGGUGGUGUCAGGGCGCGAAUUCAAAGGUUGCCCCUUCAACAGCAAGCCCAAGCUCAUCCACUUCAAGGACUUUGACGUUGGCAAGGUGUACAAGGAGAAGGUCACGUUGGUCAACGCCACCUACACGAUUAACUACUGCAAGCUGGUGGGCGUGGAGCAGCACCUCCAGGACUUCGUCCACAUCGAUUUCGACCCCCCUGGUCCCAUGUCAGCCGGGAUGUCCUGCGAAGUGUUCGUCACCUUCAAGCCCAUGAUAAACAAAGAUCUGGAAGGAAGUGUCUUGUUUCUGGCUCAGACUGGCAGAUUUUCUGUCCCACUGAAGUGUUCAACAAAGAAAUGUUCUCUGUCCCUUGACAAGGAGCUCAUCGACUUUGGCAGCUACGUGGUGGGGGAGACGGCGUCCCGCGUCAUCACACUGACCAACGUCGGGGGCUUGGGCACCACAUUCAAGUUUCUGCCGGCAUCAGAGGCCUGUGACAUGGACACCUCCCCGUCGGUCAGGAUAAUCAGCAACACCCUCACAUACGACGAUAGAGGUUUUUACGAAAAACUCAUCUCCAGUUUCUCUGAGCAGCAGCUGGACGGCAACGGGUCCUCCGCGGUGGACAUGCCCAGCCAGAGGUUGCAGGACGAGGGGCACCCCACAGAAUCAGCCACCACCAUAACCAUGCCCCCCAAAGAGGAAUUAACGGAGAUCUCCCUGGGAAAGAUAACAGAGGGUGAGAUUAGACCCUUCAGCACCAUCAAGGUGCCCAUCAUCUUCUCGCCGGUCAUCCCAGGAGCCAUCCAGAGCAGCUUCAAGGUCAUGUUUAAGAACCAGCAGUGCCCUACGUUGUAUUUCCGAGCCGUCGGUGUUGCUGUUGACGUGCCGGUCUGGGUGCCGAGGCCCAGCGUGGACCUGAAGAUAUGCAUGUACGACCGACUGUACCAGGACUCCAUUGUCAUCCACUCACGGUCGAAAGCAGCCCUGCGCCUGAAGCUGGAGGUGUGCAAGGAGCUCAGGGCCCACAUGGAGCUGCUGCCUGAGAUGGGCUACAUCCAGGCCCUGUCGUCCUACUCCGCGCAGCUCAAGUUCCUGCCUCGACACUCCCUCCCGGAAGAUGCAAGGAAGUAUUUUGACAAGGAAAGCAGAGUCCUGGAGGCCCCGAUGACAAUCUGGGUGGCUGAUCAGAUCAGACCGGUGGGGUUCACCGUCCACGCCAUCAUCACCACCUCGGACCUGGAGCUCAGCCCCUCGGAGGUGGACUUUGGCUACUGCACCACCUACGAGGCCAUUAGGACCCGAAUCAGCCUCUGCAACCGCUCCCUCCUGCCCCAGGAGUUCGGGUUCGUCGGGCUCCCAAAGUUUGUGGACAUCCAGCCCAACGAUGGGUUUGGGACGAUCCUGCCACUAGACACUCUGGAACUCGACGUGCUCUUUCAGCCCACCCAGGCCAAGGUGUACAGCUUCACGCUCACUUGCAAGUCAGAGAUCAACCGGUGCUUCAAGCUGACGUGCCGGGCUGUGGGUGUCCACCCACCCCUGGAGCUGUCCCACUACCAGAUCAAGUUUGCAGCCACUUCCUUGUACGACACAUCCUCGGCCACCCUGUACGUCAUCAACUCUCACCUGAGCAUGAACUCACUGACGCACUCUGUGCCCCGCAUCGGCUCCGAGGACACCUGCCCCGUGGGGCCCACGUCUUUCCAGUUCCUGCUGCCCCCAGACUCACCCAUCACCAUCUCGCCCUCGGUGGGGACUGUGUUGCCGGGAAAGAGGUGCCUGGUCCAGGUGGCCUUCCAGCCUGUACUGCCCUGCGAGCUGAUCCGCCGGCAAGCCUUCCAGGCCCUGAUUAAAGACACGGAGAUCAAAUCGUUACGCAAGGACAUGGCCACCCAAAGGAAGGACCCGAAGGGCCAGUCCCUCUCCAUCCUGCGGCUGCAGAACCGAGACCAACUCUUCCAGGCUCCCACCUGCCACAGCCUGGAGCUGCAGAGUCAGGACCUCAAGUCCAGUUCCGAGGAGUACCAGGUUGCCCAGGCCACUCUGGCCAGAUCUUACCAGGGGAAAUUUGACAAGUUUGUGGUCCCAUGUGUGGUUGCCAGUGGCGACAUCCAAGACCAGAAGGGGAUGGAACCCCUGAGCUUCAGUCCCCACAACACCCUGUACCUGGAGCUGUGGUGCCCGGCUGUGGCACCGUCCAUCAUCGUGACAUCUGACAAAGGCAAGACCAUCUCCAGCUUCGGUGACGUCGCUGUAGGACACCGUGGCAUAAAGAAGGUCUCCAUCCAGAACAUUUCCCACGAGGAUCUGGCUGUGGAAUUCUCCCUGCUGAACCCCAACGGCCCCUUUGUCUUGCUGAACCCGAUCAGCAAGCUGCCUGCGGGAGAGACCCACGUCCUGGCACUGUCCUUCUGCCCCCGUGAGAGUGUCAUGGCCCAAGAAGCACUGGACAUCAUGACCGAGAGAGGCACACUCUCCCUGACCCUCGUUGGCAUUGGGGUGGCAUCCAUGAUCACGUGCUCCAUCGAAGGGCACCUCCUCAACAUGGGUUAUGUGAUUGCCGGAGAGUCUGUCUCCUCCAGCUUCAAGCUGCAAAACAACUCCUCGCUGCCCAUCAAGUUCUCCAUACAGCUGGACAGCGUCUCCAGCAGCAGGAGGGAGAACCAGCAGCAGCUGCCGCAGUUCCUCGCCUCGCCCGCCCAGAGGACAGAAGUUGUGGGCACGCAGAACCACAGCGGCCAGAGCGUGUUCAGCGUGGUCCCCGUGAAGGGCAUCAUGGGCCCCGGUGGGGCACAGGACUUCACCGUGACCUUCAGCCCAGACCACGAGAGUCUGUACUUCUCCGACCGGCUGCAGGUCGUGCUCUUCGAGAAGAAAGUCUCCCAGCAGAUCCUGCUGAAGGGCGCGGCCUGCGAGCACAUGAUGUUUGUGGAGGGCGGAGACCCCUUGGACGUGCCCGUGGAGUCCCUGACCGUGAUCCCUGCCUGCGACCACGAGCGCAGAGAGGGAACCGAGGAGCUGAAGCCCAUUCUGGUGACCCUGGACUACAUUCAGCUGGACACUGACACACCGGCCCCACCUGCCACCCGCGAGCUGCACGUGGGCUGCAUCCGGACCACGCAGCUGUCCCCAAAGAAGACAGUCGAGUUCAGCCUGGACAGCGUGGCGUCCUUGCAGCACCAUGGCUUCACGGUCGAGCCCUCCAGGGGCUUCGUGGAGCGCGGCCAGACCAAGACCAUCAGCAUCUCUUGGAUGCCGCCCGCUGACUUUGAUCCGGACCACCCACUCAUGGUGUCAGCUCUGCUGCAGCUCAAGGGAGACGUGAAGGAGACUUACAAGGUCUUCUUUAUAGCCCAGGUGGUGACCAGCCCCUGAAGCCACAGGAGUCUCUCUACAGAGUCCCUGCAGACCCUCCUGCCCACCCUCGAAGCCCUUCCUGUCUGGGCCAGGCUGAACCACCCAGCGGCUGGGACCUGGGCAUCCCCUGCUGGGCAGGUUCAAAUGGGCAGCCAUCUGCAUGGCCACAUUGCCAGGAUACCCCAGCCUUACAGCCACGGACGCUUCUUGCUCCCCCUCCCUCCCAGGCCCCCACACUCAGAGCCAGCAAUUAGGUCAGUCCUGCCCACAACCUGCUCCUAACCUGAGCCCCUCGGAGCCCCCAGUCCCACCAGCACCUGCCCAGCCUUCAAAAGCCCCCACAGGUCUGUCAAUAAACUCUCUGUGUGCCUCUAUGUGCAGGUAUGCACUAUGGGUGACAGCCGGUCAGUCACUGGGGUAGGCACAGAAUGAGAG
Rhinolophus ferrumequinum (greater horseshoe bat) is the source of this 5431-nucleotide messenger RNA. RefSeq names its product cilia and flagella associated protein 74 (gene CFAP74). Bases 137 to 5014 code for a protein of 1625 amino acids. NCBI's taxonomy places the organism in Eukaryota, Metazoa, Chordata, Mammalia, Chiroptera, Rhinolophidae. The transcript is spliced from 39 exons. The record is from RefSeq and is a predicted model, not a curated record.